CGCCGCGCUCCCCGCCGCCCCCCUUCCCCUUCCCUCCCUCCCAGCACCAUGUCGGGCCGCUCGGUGAGGGCCGAGACCCGCAGCCGGGCGAAGGAUGACAUCAAACGGGUGAUGGCGGCCAUCGAGAAAGUGCGCAAAUGGGAGGUCAUAAUUCUGUGAUUUUCACCAAACUCUGUUGCAAUGCAAGUGAGUGUGAUGUGAUAAAUUCAGCAUUAUGACGUCACUUCGUGAUCAUCAACAGAAGAUGGGGGAGAAGAAGUGGGUGACAGUUGGCGACACAUCCCUAAGGAUUUACAAAUGGGUACCAGUAACAGAGCCUAAAGUCGAUGAUAAAAAUAAGAAUAAGAAAAAAGGCAAAGAUGAAAAAUGUGGCUCUGAAGUGACCACUCCAGAGAACAGCUCCUCUCCAGGGAUGAUGGACAUGCAUGAUGACAAUAGCAACCAGAGUUCAAUAGCUGAUGCUUCUCCAAUAAAACAAGAAAACAGUAGUAAUUCAAGUCCAGCACCAGAACAGAACUUGGCAACACAAGCAGACGGCACUGAAGUAAAGUCUGACGAAACUCAGACAGAAGCAAAGGAGCAGCCUGGUUCAGAAGAUACCUCUGAUGAACAGAAUUCACAGUCUUCAAUGGAGAAUUCCAUGAAUAGUUCAGAGAAAGCAGACAUUCAGUCCUCUGGAGAAAAUGAUAUAAUUACAGAGGCAUCUAAAAACUCUCAGGACUCUGAAGGAGUGCCACCUUCUAAAAAGAUGAAAGUAGAGGCUUCCCAACAAAACAUUGAAGAGAUUUAGACUAUAGAUUUUUCUGGGCAGUUUUUAUGUAAGGUACAUCAAUGGGCUUAAUUAUAGAACAACCUUACUUAAGCAUCUUCUCUUGGAUGAGGACAGAACUCCUAACUUUUCAAGUUACCAAGCAAAAAUCCAAGAAAGCCUAACAAAGGUUUAACUUCUCAGACACUGAAAACUUUUUCCUGUGAAACAAACAUUGAGAACUUUUAAGUUACGGUCUCUGAAAUGGUUGGAGUAAACAACUCAGGAGGGGUCUACGCACUGUUUCUAAAGUCAAAAUUACAAUUAUGUUGCUGCUGUAUUUUUUUUUUUUUUCAUUUCUCUAUUUAACAUUGUAAGAUAUUUAAGGAUGGUACAGGUCAGGUAUUAGCUUUCAUGUGAAGUUCAUUGUUCUGGCGUGAUGUCUGCUUUUGUUUUGUGCCUUGUGUUCUGAAAACAGUGCUAACUUUUAAAAGUUGUUUUGCAACUGUCUCCUUUGCAAAGUGGCCUAUGUUUGUAUAAUGCCAUGUAGUAAGGCUUUUUCUUUUCUUUUUCUUUUCUUUGUUUGGGGUUUUUUUGUUUUGUUUUUAAUUUUUAAAUCCCUGGUGCUUAAAUUUUUAACAAAUACAGAUCAGGAAGCCAUUUUCACUCUUGGAGUCCAAGGAGAAAAAGGAGCUUGAUAUUUUAUUUUAGCAGCUAUAGUGAAGAUCUUUUAUUGAAUGCAUGGCAUUCGCAACUGUAAAUUUGGUCUUCUAAAUACUUAACUUCAUCAGAAGUUAAUAUGAUCUGUUUACCAUUUAUAGUCCAGAUCUGAGUAUAUACUAUAACACAGCAGUUAAAUACUUCGGUAUUAGGUCCAGAUCUCUGUACUGGGUACAACUCGCUUUACAGAACAGUUCCAUUAUGUACAUAAAUAGGAUCAAAGGGAUUGAUGCACAGUGAAUUUAUUUUCAAUUGGUCUUUUUUGAUAUCAAGUUUUCACUGAACUGGAUUUCAUUGUACUGUUUCUUUGUGAGAUGUUUACUUCUGUGUUCCAGGUUAAUACCGUAUUUGGGGUUUCUUUUUUGAUUUCAGCAAGUCUUGUAAAUAAGCCUUGUUGUUACCAUAGUCCCUACGUCAUUGUUAGGAAUGUUCCUUCAUGUUCAAUUAUGUCGAGGUGUGCUUAAGCUAAAAGUGAUGGAAAGGCACAAAGCAGGUGCAGCUCCCUUCAAAUUUGUGGCACGUGGAAGUGCAGAACCAUUUGCAUCAGGUCACGGGGCCCUGAUCCCACUGUGGGCUUUGUACUUCCAGGGUGAGCUCCCAGAUAUCAGUACCUGGUGACGGUGGGAACUGCUUGUUCCUCCCCUCAGUACACACCC
This is a messenger RNA of Cuculus canorus (common cuckoo), 2124 nucleotides long. It is a transcript of the gene BCL7A, whose product is annotated as BAF chromatin remodeling complex subunit BCL7A. Bases 215 to 790 code for a protein of 191 amino acids. The record is from RefSeq and is a predicted model, not a curated record. NCBI's taxonomy places the organism in Eukaryota, Metazoa, Chordata, Aves, Cuculiformes, Cuculidae. The transcript is spliced from 7 exons.